UGUUAAGACUGAACUGUGUAGAAAAUUUCAUCGUGAUCGGACUCUCCUUUCGAAAGUUAUCGUGUAUACGGCCGGCCGGACAUACUGACCGAUUCUAGAGUGUGCUCACUUUUUGAGUACACAAAAAGUAGAAUCAUGUAGUUACAAGAAUAUUUCAUUGUUUAAUAUGUCUUCAACUUUAAUACACCAUUCGAGAGAAGAAAAAUGGUUCGUAUUGAUCUGAGAAAAUAUUGUUUUUUUGUUGAGCAAAUCAAUUGUUUUCAAUAUCGGUGAUAUUCGAAAUUACCAAACAAAACUUCAUCAAGUUGUAUAUAUUUUUUUGUUAAAAUAUAUAAUAUUCGACACAUCAGAAGAUCACUUCUGCGAAUCGAUUUUUUAAAAAUAAUUCCUCCAGCUUAUUUAAUUUCUUUCGCAUUUUCUUCUAAAAAACCGAGAAACGUUUUAUUAAAAAAAAGCACAUUCAUAAUUGAAGACAACAUAUGCUUAUGUAUACAUGUCAAAGUUUGUUUUAUGACGUAUUUUUUGUGAGCCUGAAAAUAUAAUUCUUUUCAUAAAAAGAUCUAUAAGCAUUCUUCGAAACAGCCACACAAAAAAGACAUUGAAUGUGUAUUCAACUACUGUUUUUUCUAUCAAUUUCAAGUUAAGUAUAUCAAUGGUAUAUUUCAUUGUGAACAAAAUCAUUCAAACAUUAACAUAAGCAACUGACUUUAAAAAAUUUGACAAAAUAAUUUAAUUUUCUUUUUUCCAGUUAUUUAGCUUUUGAGAAGGUUAAAUACUGUCCGUGACAAAUAUUAUCUUUUACUAACGAUGUAUUUGAUAAAAAUGUGCAUUUCUUUAACCUUUUGCUAUCAAUUUCAAAAGAAUUGAUUUUCUCAACAAGGAAACGAUAUUUUUCCACACCUAUACGAAUUUCUUUCACCUUUACUUCACGGUUCGAAUGAUAUAUAGAGAUUGAAGAGAUGUUUUCAAACAAAAGACUAAAUAGAUUUUGCAGAAUAAGUGAUCAUUGUGUUGACUGACGGACCGUAUUGAACGAUAAAAUAUUCUUGUAACUACACGGUUCUACUUACUUUUUUCAUGCUGAAUCCGAAUAAACUGAUUUCAAAUAUUUGUCAUUAUUCUCAAUGUACGAAAUGUUAAAGUUUCUUGAAAAAUGUUCGGUUUUUGAUGAUGAUAUUCAUGAUCGGCUUGGUGGGAUUAUAUCCAACAUGCUGAAAUAUUAGGAUGUUGAAAUUUUUGCUUUUGAUGAAUCUUAUUAAAUAGAUUUUCAUAAUAAAAAAAAUGAGAAUUUGUUUUUUUGUCUAGCUGAGAAAUUCUUUGCUGCACUUGAACAUCCAGUUGUACCAGUUGUAUUAGGACGAACAAAUUAUUCGUAUUUUAUUCCAUCAUCUGGAUAUAUUGAUAUAAGGCAAUUUUCUACUAUGAGUUCAUUAGCUCAACAUCUUAAUGAAACUCGUUAUAAUAAAGAAAAAUAUUUAUCAUAUUUUUCAUGGAAAAAAGAUUAUGUUUGGGGUUUAAAUCAUUUUUUUACUCCAUUUUGUGAUCUUUGUUUACGUCUUCAUCUUGAUUCAAAACCAAAUAUUAUUGAUAAUAUACAUAAAUGGUGGUUUGAAGAUAGUUGUCAAGAAGCAAAUAUACUUCCUUGA
This is a messenger RNA of Rotaria sp. Silwood2, 1646 nucleotides long. NCBI's taxonomy places the organism in Eukaryota, Metazoa, Rotifera, Eurotatoria, Philodinida, Philodinidae. The record is from the annotation of a GenBank genome assembly.